Messenger RNA from Pseudoliparis swirei, 5031 nucleotides. Its product is annotated as inositol polyphosphate-5-phosphatase A-like. NCBI's taxonomy places the organism in Eukaryota, Metazoa, Chordata, Actinopteri, Perciformes, Liparidae. Bases 1949 to 3190 code for a protein of 413 amino acids. The record is from RefSeq and is a predicted model, not a curated record. Gene Ontology annotation, molecular function: inositol-polyphosphate 5-phosphatase activity. Gene Ontology annotation, biological process: phosphatidylinositol dephosphorylation. The transcript is spliced from 16 exons.
AGGGUUCUUUAAAGAACCGUUUCCUUAAAUAGUUUUUCAAAGAGCCUAUAAAGGUGUCUCAAAGAACCUUUAAAACAUGGUUCUUUAAGGCACCAUUUCCAAAAAUGGUUCUCCAGUAGGUGAUGGUUUUUCGUAUAACCACAAAGCCUUUUAAAGAACCAUUUAACCCUUGUGUUGCCUUAGGGUCAUUUUGACCCGAAUCAAUAUUACACCCUCCCCCCGCCUUAGGAUUAAUUUGACCCCAUUCAAUGUUUAAUGUCGGUGUUCUUUCGGUAGUCAACAAACAAACAUAAAGUGCCUCACACUUAAACUUGGAAAACAAUAUUAAUUCGAAUAAUUUUCUGGAGGUUUUAAUUGCUGGCGUCAAAUUGAACCCAAAGGGUAAAAUAUGUUAGUAAAUAUAAAGGUAACAGGAGGGUGAAACAUUGAAUCGGGUCAAAAUGACCCAAAGGCGGGGGGAGGGUGUAAUAUUGAUUCGGGUCAAAAUGACCCUAAGGCAACACAAGGGUUAAGAACCAUUAUUUUCCGUGUGUAGAGACACGCCCACAUUUCUCUAUUUAUGUGUAAUAAAUAAUUUGCUUUUUCUUGUGUUCAAAAUCCACUCAGCGCAGAUUCAAAGGUCAAAGUCGCAUGUUGUCCCCUCUUUGCAUGAAGCGGUGGGUAUUUGAAACCACAUCUUAAGUCCGUUAUUCGACUAAGAACCUUCUUUCAUGCUGAAUGACAUCCCUGGUAAGCACAAGAUGGAGAAAGGUGGUUCUUCUUUGUUUAUUAAUUCAAUCAACUUGCCAAUAAGUCAAGAGAAUUGAGUUCGUCGACAACAAAAUGAUUUGGUUCGAGGACAGCCCUAAUUUAGACUUUAUUGACAUUGUCAACCAGUUCAAAUGCAACAAAAAAAGCGUAUCGACUUGAUGUGAUUGGGGGAAAAGAACAGAAACACCUGGUCAGUGACCUGCUUACUUACUCACAGACAUGUGCAUCUGCAGCAUAUACUGUAUGUGAAAAGGUUUUUCAGUUGUUCCUGAUCCGAUGUGAGGUCAAAGGUCAGGGAGGUCUGUAUGUGUACGGAUUGUAAAGCCCUCUGAGGCAAAUUUGUAAUUUGGGCUAUACAAAAUAAACUGAAAUGAAUAUGUCUCUGUACCUUGAAGCUUAAACAAUCACAUUACAUGUCAUUUAAUUGUUUAAACAAUGAUUUAACCGUGCAAUGUUUUAAUGUUUUUACAGUCCAUGCCAUAUAAAUGUCGUUUCAUCUGUAGCAAAUGUAAUGGCCGGACACGUGGAAAUAGCUCACAUUAAAAAAAAGGUGGUUGCUUAUCCUAAAAAACGUUCCCCAUGGGUGCGUCCGAUAAUGGACGCCGCGAAGUGAAGGGACGGCGCCGCGGUGUUUACGGGCGCGCUGGCCCUUUAAGAACAGCGCCGUGUUUCCAUUGGCGCGGUGACGUCAGAGCGGCGGAGGACUCUAGCCUAUCCUCACCAGACUGCAACGGCAAUGAGUCCCGGGCAGAGAGUCCUGCUUUCCGAGGGAGACUUUUAACGCCGCACUGAAGCCGAAGACCUGGGGGGGGGGACGAGAUAAAAACACUCGUCGCCGGAAUAAGCUUACAGACCCCGGGGGCACUCGCCGUGGAUUUAAACCGGGAACUUUUGCGAUGGCUCUGAAGACGAUAAAGUAGUACGUGAAGCCGCACGCGAGCCCCGCUGCCGCCGCCGAAAGAUCGUCUCCUGCAGACAGAUGCACCGCCACUGCUGAGAAAUAUGCUCCAGCCGAGCCGCCUCAACCCCCGGCUUCAGUAGCGAGAUACCGCACAGUGUUGUCAACACUUUCGUGAGACAUUCUCCGGCUUCUGUUUGCUUCUGUUUUUGUUUGUUUGUUUGUUUUGCCCCCCCCCCCACCCGCAAAGUCCCCGCUAUUCCAGGUGUCCCCCAUACCCCCCACCUGCGAGACAGAAUUAUGGCAGGGAAGCUGACAGCGGCGCAGGGGACCGGAAUACUGCUGGUGACAGCCAACGUGGGAUCUCUGUUCGAGGAUCCUGACAAUCUACAGAAGACAUGGCUGAGGGAGUUUUACCAGACGGUGCAGUCGCACAAGCCUCACUUCUUGGCGGUGCACUGUCAGGAGGUGGGCGGCAAGAACUACGAGGCCUCCAUGUCGCACGUGGACAGCUUUGUCAAAGAGCUGUUGUCCAGCGACGCCAUGAGGGAGUACAGCAGAGCCCGCGUCUACCUUGACGAGAACUACAAAUGCCAGGAGCAUUUCACGGCUCUCGGGAGUUUCUACUUCAUCCACGAGUCGUUGAAGAACAUCCACCAAUUCGAUUUCAAAGCCAAGAAAUUCAGGAAGGUGGUGGGGAAGGAGACCUACACGGAGACCCUGGAGAACACGCCCUCGCUGGAGAAGGAGAAGUUUCCGCAGGACUACUUUCCCGAGUGCAAGUGGUCCAGAAAGGGAUUCAUCAGGACUCGAUGGGCCCUGGCUGACUGCGCCUUCGACCUGGUGAACAUCCACCUGUUCCACGACGCCUCCAACCUGGUGGCCUGGGAGAAAAGCCCCUCCGUCUACUCCGGGACCCGGCAGAAGGCGCUGGGCUACGCUCUCGACAGGAUUACGGACCAGCGGCACGAGAAGCUGCCGUACUUCGUCUUCGGGGACUUUAACUUCCGGCUGGACUCGAAGCAGGUCAUCGAGAGCCUCUGCUCCACGGCCGCCAUGCAGACGGUCCGAGCCGCCGACACCAAUGAAGUCGACAAGCUCAUAUUCCAGGAGAGCGACAACGACCGAAAGGUUGUUCUUCAACUUGAAAAGAAGCUUUUUAAUUAUGUCUACCAGGACGUUUUCCGGGAAAACAAUGGGACCUCGCUUUUACAGUACGACAAAGAGCUGUCGGUGUUCAAGGACCGGCUGCAUGAACUGGAGAUCUCCUUCCCGCCCAGUUAUCCGUACAGUGAAGACAGCAGUCAGGGGAAGCAGUACAUGAACACCAGAUGCCCCGCCUGGUGCGACCGGAUCCUCCUGUCCCCCUCCGCCAGAGACCUGGUCUUAAAGCCUGAAAACGAGGAGAAGUCGAUAGUCUACGAUAACAUCGGGCCCAACGUCUGCAUGGGGGACCACAAGCCCGUCUUCCUGUCCUUCCGAAUAACAGCGGGGGCAGGUAAACCUAAUGCAAAUAAGCACAAGUGUUGUGUGGUGCAGUGAUGUUGUGGGAAGUGUUGCCAAAAGGGGGAGAAGAUAUGCCGUGAGGCGCCUCUGUGAGAGACAAGACACACACACACACACAUGCACACACACACACACACACACUUUGCACAAGCGCACACUGAAGAACCGACACAAAGUUCUCCGGCAGUGCCGCCCCGUCGCAGUCGCCCUGACACCUCGCCUGUGAGAACGGCUCUCUCCAUAAAACACUUGUUGAGAUGUGGACGAGCACCCGAGGGACAUCGCUGACCUCACUGUUGCCGUGCAACCUAAUUCCCUGGAGAAGGAGGAGAGAGGAAGGAGGAGAAGAAGACAGAAAAGGAGGGACGCCUCUUCUCCACGCCACACCACUUCAUUGCCAAAACUCUCAUUGAAACCGGCCCUCUACACUACAUUCUUUUAGACGCCAUACUCGCCAUUUUGUAGUCCUGUGUGUAGGAGACGCUCCACGCGGCCUGUCGGCUGUUUUAAGACAAGUGGAAUGCAAAAAGAAAAAUUCUUAAAAAAGCAACCAAAAAAAGAAGAGUUGUAUAUCUAUAUUGUUAGGUUUAUUUGUACAUCAGACAGUAUAACAUAAGAGUUGUUAAUGGUUUUAGUCCCGUUCUUUUUUUUUUCGGACCAAACUUUGUGGUCAUCCAUAUAUAUAUAUAUAUAUAUACAUUAUAUAGCUAUAUAUAAUUGUAUAUAUAUAAAUACAUAUAAAUGUAUACAUAUUUAUAUAUAUAUAUAUAAUUAUAUCUUCAUAUAUAUAUAUUUCGAUAUAAUUAUAUAUAUUUAGAUAUAUAUAAUUAUAUAUAUAUAUGUAUAUAUAUAAUUACCUUUUUGCUUUUGUCGUCGUGUGCCCAACACACUGCCGUGACCGACACGUGGAGUCUCUCAUUUUAUAAACUGUACUUUUUAAAAGAGAUAAUUUAUGAUUCUUACCAAAAUGUUUAUGCUGAAGUUCGGUGACCUUUGGAUCGGCCGGCGGGGAGAGGAGCUGCUCCGUGAUUUAUUGCCUAUCCAAGAAUGUUUUAAGCAGUGCCAUAGACCAUGCAAGUAUAUAAGAUAAUGUUUCAUAUAUAUAUACACACAUAUAUAUAGCACUCUCACGUUAUGUUAUUAUUAUUCUUACUCUUAACUUAUUUCUAUAAUAUUAUGGUUCUCAAUGUGAUAUUUUUAGAUAAGCUCGGGUAUCCUUAAAAAUGUUAACAGAUUUUGUUGUUGUUUGUUGUUGAUUUUUUGUUACUGCAUUAUGAUGCCAAGUAUCUAUACACAGAGAUGGAGUGUGUAGUAAAAUAUGUCAGCUGGUUAACGGUGUUGCUGUAAACAAAAACAAAAAAAUAAUAAUAGAGAGAAACUCUAAAUGUGCUAAGGGGGGGGGGGGGUGGACCUUUUAUUGUGUUUGUUUAUUUGUGUGUAACCUUCAGCCCUCAUUGCUAAAUAAGUUGAGCCUUAAAGAGGCGAUGGGAGACGGUUUCUUUCAUUUUUAUUGAUUUUAAUUUACUACACUACACAUUUCAGCCUUCAGAAUUGAUCCUGCUUGAUUUUUUUUCUUUUAUUUAUUUGUUUUUCUUCUUCUAAAUCAUCGCGAGUGGAAAUGAUUUUGUGCCUGUCGCAGAAAUCAAUGUUGUCUCGUGUGAUUUUUUAAUUUUAUUUUUUAUAGGCAAAGGUUCAUUUUUCUUUCUUGUUUCUAUAAACUGGUUCUGGUUCCGGUUCCUGCUGGUCUUUGUGGGUUCACUGGAGGAAGCUGCAGGUUGUGAGCUCCUCUUCAUCUUCAUCUUAUAUAAGAGCAGAUCCGAUGUUAUUCUGCUGUAGUGAUGCACUUCUCAAGCAAUAAAAAAACCUUUAGAGCUCAA